Molecule: messenger RNA, 327 nt
Organism: Theileria orientalis strain Shintoku
Lineage: Eukaryota; Apicomplexa; Aconoidasida; Piroplasmida; Theileriidae
Exons: 2
Coding region: 1-327 (108 amino acids)
Source: RefSeq, a predicted model, not a curated record
AUGGAGCAUAAUGUGUAUUCGUUUUGGCUCGCCUACUGUGUGGGACACCGUCAAAGAAGUUACCACAAAUUUGAGUAUAAUUUGGGAAACUUCAGGGCCAGAAGAAUAGGGAAGGCAAUGAAUAUAUUGGUACAGCAGAUACUAGAGGGUAUGGAAUUAGAUUCCCACGUAAGGAAUCUUGGUAUUGAGCGUAUGAAGCAGAAAUGCGAAGAUGGGUGGGAUCUUAAGGAGAUUCCGAAAAAAUUACAAUUGGUUUUAAAUGAUACACUGAGGUUUAGUUUCAAUUGGUGUUUAACUCAAAAUGGUGUAAUUAUACCACAAAAUUAA